GUUGACCUUGACCAGCUGACCUACUUAGCGCAAUAGUUGACUAGCUAGCGUGUUGACAUCGAGACUGAGUUGUUUGUCUUGCCGGCACACACCAUUGUAUAUUUCAAUGAUGGAAAUUGAGAUUAACAGUGAUCUGAGUAGCGAUCAGAACCGUCCAGAACGUACUUAUGAGGAACAAAUACAAUGUGUAGGUGUGUUCGCCCAGCCUAUGGCUUCAAAAAAAUUAACAAAGCGUUUGUAUAAACUCGCUCGAAAAGCUAAACGCGUAAAAAAAACAGAUGUCGGAAUCAAAGCAAUCUUAAAAGCCAUUGAAAAGAAAGGUGUAUCUGGUAUCGUCGUAUUAGCUGGUGAUAUUAGCCCGUUUGAUCUGAUAUCCCAUGUGCCAUUGGUGUGUGAGGAACACGACAUACCCUACUGCUAUGUUCCGUCAAAGUUUGACCUCGGUGCAUGUGUAUCUUCAGUUACCCCUAUACCUAUUGUUUUCAUAACACGGGAUGAACAGUAUGGUGAUUUGUAUGACAAGUGUUACACUGCUGUUGACGCAUUACCUCUUCCUUUAUAAAAUCCCUGUAAUCAAAAAGCAGAAUUUUUUCAAUAAAAAUAUUAUUCCACUUAUUCUUCUAAA
Molecule: messenger RNA, 625 nt
Organism: Schistosoma mattheei
Lineage: Eukaryota; Metazoa; Platyhelminthes; Trematoda; Strigeidida; Schistosomatidae
Source: the annotation of a GenBank genome assembly